AUGCAGGGCGAGCCAGAGUGCGUCUGGAGCCUGGAAGUGUAUUACCGCAUUCUCCUGUGGGUGCUUCGGCCCGUCAAUGACACAGCCGGUCUCGUGGAUCUACGGCCUGGCACUUCGAGCAGGAUCAACCCUCACUUCCACCGGUUGGCACUGCCUUCGAAGAUGAUCGAUUGCUGCUUGGUGUUCAAGCCCGAGCCGGGCAGCCGCGUCGACCGCCGCAUCGAGGAGCUCAGCAAAACACGCCCCGGCAACUCGAUCAACCAUACCGACUCUGGCUCGCUGUGCCGCCACCCGAUUGGUCUCUCCGUCGAAGUCAAGAGCCGCGAGGGAGACGCUUUGGAGGCGGAGGUGCAGAUGGGGACCUGGCAUGCGGCGCAGUGGAGGAGUAUGCGUCGCCAUGCGCCCGACAAGGCCGCUGUCGAGUUCUUGCCGGGCAUCAUCAUCAGCGGGCACGAGUGGUACUUUGUCGCGACCCUUCCCCCGCAGCACUCGCCUGAUCCGUUCACCGGGGGUACAAGCAAGCCGACACUCUACUCCAGGAUGCACCUGGGGUCCACCUCCGAUGAGCAAGGGGUCUGCAAGAUCGUUGCCUCGCUGCGAUGUCUGGUAGACUGGUUGGAGCGGGAGUAUUGGCCUGCGUUCCAGGAGGAGGUUCUGGGGUUGCCACCUGGCUAG
This is a messenger RNA of Emericellopsis atlantica, 675 nucleotides long. RefSeq lists its product as uncharacterized. Lineage: Eukaryota; Fungi; Ascomycota; Sordariomycetes; Hypocreales; Bionectriaceae. The transcript is spliced from 2 exons. Bases 1 to 675 code for a protein of 224 amino acids. The record is from RefSeq and is a predicted model, not a curated record.